Molecule: messenger RNA, 1515 nt
Organism: Belonocnema kinseyi
Lineage: Eukaryota; Metazoa; Arthropoda; Insecta; Hymenoptera; Cynipidae
Exons: 2
Coding region: 1-1515 (504 amino acids)
Source: RefSeq, a predicted model, not a curated record
AUGGAUUGUUCCCAAAAAAGGGGGAAAAUUGAUAAUGGUCAUAGAUUACAAUCUAAUAAAGCUACAUAUCAGGACGCUUAUCCUUUACCAAUGAUUGACGACAUCCUGGACCAGCUUGGAAAAGAAAAAUUCUUUUCAGCUCUUGAUCUAUGUGCUGGUUUUCACCAAAUACCAAUGAAAGAGGAAAGUAAAAAGUACACUGCCUUUUCAACACAACUAGGACACUUCGAAUAUAAUCGAAUGCCCUUUGGCUUAAAAAAUGCUCCGGCCACAUUCCAGAGAAUGAUGGACAGAGCAUUCCACGGCCUCAUUGGAGGACAUUGCUUCGUUUAUAUCGAUGACAUAGUCAUAUUUGGAAACACAAUUCAAGAGCACUAUAAUAACCUUGGAUUGGUUCUACAACGUAUCACUGACUUAGGACUAAAAUUAGAGUCUACAAAAUGUGAAUAUUUGAAACCAGAAUUGGAAUAUUUGGGUCAUAUUAUCACAAAAAACGGGGAAGGGCAUCUGUGCCUGUUUAUAUCGAGAACUCUAAAUAAAGCGGAAAAGACCUAUACGACCAGCGAGAAAGAGUUGUUAGCCAUUGUAUGGGCCGUUAAGCGUUUAAGGCCAUACCUAUUAGGAAAGAAAUUCACUAUCCAAACUGACCACAAAGCAUUGAUUUGGCUACAUAACGUAAAAGAUCCUAGUUCCCGAUUUUUAAGAUCGAGACUAAGGCUUGAAGAACACGUAUACGAAAUAGAAUACGUGAAAGGAAAGGAAAACAAAGUAGCUGAUUGUUUAUCGCGACUAUUCCCCAUCCAGGAAAAAGACGUAGGACAAAUAUUUGCCGUAACCAAAGACUCUUUACGAGGAGCAAUGGAAAGUGCAGGAAUAUCAAACGAAAAAGUAGAAGAAGAAAAUCUAGAAGAACUAUUACCGGAAAUAGAAAUAUUCGAUACACCAGUUAUUAGAGAAGAUAGAAUACUACAAGAAAAAGAGAAAAUAAAAUUACCACAAAAAAGAAUGAGAGAGCCCUCACCUGAAACAGACAUAGGAGGGGAAAGGGAACCAAAAAGACAAUCUGAUUCAGAAAAUUUGUACACUGACUUUAUGCAAUGGCGAUUAAAUCCCAUUCCAGGAAAAAUCAAGAUAAAACCAAACGCAAUAGGAAAAUUAUGGACAACAUUAAAAAAGGAAGACUUGCCGAAAUUUAUUGAAGAACAAUGGUUAAGAAAAUUAGGCCAACUUAUUGAAGAAAUAUUGAGUAAAAACCUAACCAUUAUUCGCAUUUGUAUAGGAGAUCCUUUAAUUUCCCCUAUGGAAAAAGAAUCACUCCAAGAAAUGUUAGAAUUUCUAUCAACAUACUACCGAGAAAACUCAUUCUCACUGUGCUUCGUCAACACAAGAGAAUUGUCAAAGGAAGAACAAGAAGCAAUUGUGAAAGAAGCACACGCAACUCACAUGGGCGAACAAAACACUUUAGAAAAGGCACAAAAAUUAGGACAUUGGACUAAUAUGGAAAACGAUAUUUAA